Molecule: messenger RNA, 966 nt
Organism: Nematostella vectensis (starlet sea anemone)
Lineage: Eukaryota; Metazoa; Cnidaria; Anthozoa; Actiniaria; Edwardsiidae
Exons: 1
Coding region: 1-966 (321 amino acids)
Source: RefSeq, a predicted model, not a curated record
AUGAUCACAGUUGACAACGUGCUGGUACCCUAUAACCCAGAUCUCCCAAUCAUACUCGACUGUGAUGCGUCGGCAUACGGCCUGGGCGCUGUUCUGUCGCACCAAAUCCCUGAUGGAACAGAGCGUCCCAUCGCGUUUGCCUUGCGAACAAUGAACAGCAGCGAGAAGAACUACGCACAGAUCGACAAAGAAGCCCUCUCCAUAGUCUUUGACGUUACCAGAUUCCAUAUCUACCUCUACGGACGCAACUUCACCCUCAGAACGGACCACCAGCCGCUCAUGGCCAUACUGGGCCCCAAGAGAGGAAUCCCUCCCAUAGCAGCCAUGCGCAUGCAACGAUGGGCCACCAAGUUAUCGGCAUACUCGUAUGAUAUCCAAUACAGGUCAUCUAAUGACCACUCCACCGCAGAUGCUCUUUCUCGCCUCCCCCAACACAGGGCUCCCAAGGAUGGGUAUUUUGACCUCGCCGAUUUAUACCAAGUGGAACAGAUGGAUCGUCUUCCCGUCACAGCAGAUGACAUAAGAGAGCACACGGCAGCUGACCCCUUGCUUCACGAAGUACACGAUUAUGUGCUGAACGGAUUCCCUCGCACGACCCCGAGCGACAAUGUGAAGCCGUUCCUGACGUGUGCACCCGAACUAUCUCUUCACGAGGGAUGUGUCAUUCGAGGCCAUCGCGUUGUCAUUCCGAGCGCACUGAGAGCACGCACUCUCGACGAGCUGCACGAGGGUCAUUUAGGAAUUGUCAAGAUGAAGGAGCUUGCCCGUGGCCACAUAUGGUGGCCAGGAAUAGAUAAAGACAUUGAGGACCUUGCAAAGAGUUGUGGACCGUGCAACGCCACACGGAAUGCACCCCCAUCGCAGUACCACCCAUGGGCAUAUCCACAAGCACCAUGGGAGAGGAUACACAUUGACUUUGCCGGACCCGUGGAUGGGAUACAUUUUCUAGUUGUUGUUGACGCUUAA